Epinephelus moara (kelp grouper) is the source of this 2932-nucleotide messenger RNA. RefSeq names its product selenoprotein L (gene selenol). The record is from RefSeq and is a predicted model, not a curated record. The transcript has 9 exons. NCBI's taxonomy places the organism in Eukaryota, Metazoa, Chordata, Actinopteri, Perciformes, Serranidae. Gene Ontology annotation, molecular function: oxidoreductase activity; antioxidant activity.
UGCUUGUACUUUCUUUAAUUGGAUUGGUUAGGAUUCGCGGAGGAACAUAUUUCAGCCAAUCAGAGGCCGAGUAAAGCAGAGUGGGGCAGGUCAUGCCGUCACCAUCCUAGGGAGAAAAAAAAAAUAACCAAGGCUUUAGCGCCACAUGAUUUUGUCACGUGACCAGCCUGCUCUUUAACUCACAUGGCUGCCGCCCCAGUGUCAGUGUGUCGGUCCCGUACAGGUGGGAGAGGAGCCGGUGACCAUGGCUGAAGAUGUGACUGUAUCAGAGGAGACUCUAACAGGUGCUCUGACUCUGCUGGUCAACCUGGGCACAGUCCUUCUACAGACAGCCAAGCAGGAAGCGCAAGAGUCCCUGGAGAGUUUUGUCCCACAUAAGAUCACCACUUUAUUCGGCCUGAUCGCAGCCGGAGCAAACUUCUACAAGAGCCUCGGAGUGAAGAAGAAGAAGGAAGCAGAGGACAUUUGGAAGAAGUCUUAUCACCAUGAAUCAGUGAGAGAGCAGGUGGAGCAACUUCUGCAGCUGGAGACUGAGUGGGACUCCUUCCUGGAGAGUGUGGACAGAGAUCUGCAGACGACAGAUAGACAGCUGUCAGGAGGAAAGAUCGCAGACAGCCUGAGCCCUGACACUUCAUUCACCGAUGCAAAGAGUGGAAAGAGCGUGACUCUGGGUCAGUACCUGGGUCAGGGGCAGAAGCUGCUGCUGGUCCUCAUCAGACACUUCGGAUGACUACCGUGACGAGACCACGUGGCCGAGCUGGAGGCCAGUCAGGCUGUCCUCGAGGCUCGGUCAGUGAGGGUCUUGGUGGUGUCUUUCGGCGGUGUGGAGGGAGCUCAGGUGUGGCGCGAGCAGACUGGAUGUACCUUUGACAUGCUGCUGGAUCCACAGAGGAAGGUAUACAGGAGCUUUGGCCUCGGCUCGUCUUACGUCAAGGUGAUGAAGUUCGGCUGUCUGCUGCAGUACUCAGAGUACGGAGCUGUUGACAGAGACUUCCCUGACGUUCCCACUCGCCUGCUUGAAGAUAUCUACCAGAUGGGAGGUGACUUUUUGCUGGAUGAAGCAGGGAAGGUCCUUUUAUGUCACCCAUCUAAAAUCCCGAUGGACAGGCCGACGGUAAAGGCCAUCCUGCAGGCUGUGGACUCCUCCGGCUGCUCUUCCAAGUCCACAGAGAAACACUGUCAUGUGGAACCCAAGCUGUGAGCACUGGAGACACUGAUCCUGGGGUUGUACCACAUCACUGACACCACAGAUGGAGAGCAGCUCUUUGACUCACGUUUAUGACGUCAUGUCUCACACUCAUGUCACCAUGAAGGAAUGUGACCGAUGCAGAACUAUGAAGCAAAGACAACUGAUCUCCUUUGCUGUGUCAGUGUUGUGAUGGGAGCGUUUUUAAACAAGUGGUUCUGCUGGAUUACAGUGUAAUUCAAUAUACAGUUAAUUUUAUGUAAUAUAAAUACUGUUAACUUAAAAAAACAGAUUUUAGUAAAUUUUACUGUAAUCAGUGCUGUUAGACAGUGUGGCAUUUCUUCAGGCUUUCCUUUUAAAACCGCCAAAACCCACAGCUGCUUAAUAGCUGUGGAUUCUGGCGGUUUUAAUUGGCAGAGAUGGGUUUCAUUUUUAAUUUUGGAAGUGACAAAUUGCUCUGUUACCCAGAAAUCAUGUUCUGAUGUUACCACUGCGCUGCCUUCUGCAGGAGACUCAUUUUCCUCCAUGUGGCUGCUCAGGGUGCAGAUGAAAGCUGCAGCUGCAUCCUUGGUUUCUAAUCAUUUUUCAAUACAGAUACAGAUUUAGAUAAAACUGCACUUUGAGAUUGUAGAGGAGAAAAACGGAUAUAUUUGCUGUUCUACCAAUCUGAUCUGUUCAUAUCUAUGAAUAAAAUAAGCAAUUUGUCAUGAAUUGUGAGCAGUUUGAUGUUAGAAUCACUCAGGAUACCAGCUCAGGAUUUCUGAUGAAUACGACUCGAUAUUAAACGUCAGUGCCUUUUGUUGCCGACUAACAUUUGCUGUAGCAUAGAGUAUCGUUCAAUAUCAAGUACCGCAAAAAUGAAAUUGAAUAUCUGGUCAGAUGUGUUAUCUUGUUCUCUUGCUGUUUCAUCAGAUUGUUCCUCAUUUAAAUCAAAAUGUAGCCAGUUUAAUUUUAUUUAGACAAAGGUUUAGUACCGUUAUACAGAGCCUGGGAAAUAUCAAGGCCACAAUUUACUUAUUUGUAUGCCUGAGAUACAGUUUGUGGCCUCAAUUUAAUUCAAUCAUUCCCUAGUUUUGAUUAGUUUGUGUGCAUGAAUUAAAUCAUUGUGGGAGUAUACGAGGCCACAUCAUUAGUUGCAGCUGCCAUCUGCUUGAGACACUUGACCUUGGUUGCACUUAGCAACGGACAGUACUCCCACUCUCUGUACUUGGCAGUAUUUCACAUUAGUGAGCAAUAUCUUUUGUGAAAAUGCACCCAGCGGUCCCUCCGCCUCACUCACUGGGUCGAGCCUGUGUAACGGCAGCAACAGAAAGUUUGCGGAUGCAGUGGGAAUUAGAUCUGGUCCAGGAGCACACACCUGGCGCUGGGGUUUGUGAUGGCUGAAUACAAGCUGCCACAGUCACUGACUGAAAAUCCAUCUGCGAAGCUGCUGCCUGCUCUCUAGCUAAUUCUUGUCUCAUUUGUGCUCUGAUAAACAUUAAAUUUAAAUUCAGUGCCCCAUAAUGCUAUUUUCUAAGCGACUGUACAUGUCAGUGGACCAGUGUAAGCAUGCUGAGGUUUUUGUCAUGCAGAAUUGGGCAUGGUUUCAUUGCUGCCAGGUCAGAGUAUACUUUGUGACGAGUGUCCCCUUGCACCAACUAUUCUCUUCAGAUGUCUCUCACUUGUGUAAAAAAUUGUGCCUACUUGCAUAGCACUGAUUUAAGUCUUGAUUGAGGCUAAUCUCAAAAUAAAAUUCUGUAAACCUCU